AUGACCACUGAUUUAGAAAGAAUCAAGAAAUUAGAGGAUCAGAUAACGCAUAAUUCUUCAUACCAGCAAUAUUCAGCAAUGAAUCAGGAAAAUCUAGUCGUCAAAAUUGAAUUCCUAAAUAAAGAGAACAUUCAGCUUAAAACUGAACUCUCUGAGAAUACAAAAAUGCUCGAGCUCAAAGAAAAGCUACUAAAUGACUUGAAUAAUGGCAGAGCUCAAAACUUUGCAGCUAGGAAAUCCAGGAAUCAAUCACAAGAGAAAACCAGAAUCUCAAGAGCCAAUUUAAUGAUCUCAAAUAAAGAACGAGAUGAGUCCCAACAGAAAUGACUUGUACUUGAGCAGAUUAUCCGGCAUUAUAAAAGCGAAGAAAAAGAUUUCCAGAAUACUCUUGAAGAAAAAUUGUUUGUCCAAGGACAGAUUAUCGCCAAGAAAGAUGUGACUAUUGAGAACUGGCAACAAAAAUUUGCUGAUCUACGAGUCCAAUACGAGACCAUUUUGGAACAAAUAAACUCAGGCAAAUUAGGAAAGGAACCAAUCCAUUUGCGGAAUGUCAUAGUCGAGCAGCCCAUAAUUGAACCUAUAGAGGAGUUGAUUAUGUACAAAUGUAGGGAUCACUGCAAGAUUAGUGACUUCAAUGAGCUCAAAGAAGAACAUAAAAAGGAAAUGGAAAGGUUCAACAAUGUAAAAUAGAUACGUCACAAUGCUGACUGACAAAAUUGUCAAAUAUAAAGACGUUGUUUUACAGUUCAUUAAUAUCACUCCUAAAGCUAAACUGAAGAAGAAUAUUAAUCUAGGCGAUCUUAAUCUAGAUGAAGAUGAUCCACUACUGAGAGCAGCUGACCAGCUCUCAGAUCCAGAAACUCCUGAUGUCUCAGCAAGAUUCAAUGUGAAAAAGAAUAUCAAAAAGGAUGCUAAAAAGCAGAUUAAAGAAAGAGAGCGUCAAAAGUUGCAAGAUUAUAAAAUCAAGGAGCCUGAGGAGAAGAAGGAAGAUCCUAGUGAAGAUCUUCCUUCUCUUAAGCCAUCGCCUAAGUUGUCCCCUAAAAAGGAGAUUGAAACUCCUAUAGAGCAAUCAUCAAAAGAGAAAAGUGUCAGUCCUAGAGAUUUAGAUAUGAGAGACACAAGGUCUGAUGAGAUGAAGAGUAGAAUCGGAGGAUCGAUUCAGAGAGUAAAGCUAACUAAAGUUCCAGCUAAAAUAGAAGAGAAGGAAACAGAGAGUAGCCGGACUCAAAAGAACGUAUUAUUUGACGAUACUUCCUCAGAUCCUUCUCUAAGUCAAAGAAUUGAAAGAGAUAGUUCUUUGAAACAAUCCUCAAGCUCAAAGAAAGAGUCUUUAUCCGAAAGAGUUGUUCAGCUUCGACAACCUCAAACAAUUGUAAAGCAAAUAGGUGACAAUAAAGUUGUACUUAGACAACUACAACCAACUAAGGUUGUUUCAAACACAACAAAACCUGUAGGAAGAAAAAUUUCCUCUCAUCAGACUAACCAAAGAGACAAAUCUCCCGAUAGCUUCACUCUUUCAGACAAUUCCCAAAAACCCAAAAAUCUCAAAAAAUCCAAAUCACCCCAAAACCAGAAAAAUCUCCCUCAAAACGAUUCCAUCUUAGAGGACCUCGAAGAGGUCCUCCAAAGCCCCCAAAACCCCACUCCCACCUCAAAAUCCCCCGUUCAAAACUCCCUCAAACCCGCCCCAGAGCCCUUCCAAAUCGACUUCAACACCAUCAAAAACCUAAAACCCCAAGCUGAAGAAAUCCCCACUCAAAAAGUAACCAAAAUCGAAUUCAGCGCUAUCCCCUUGACCAACCCCACCCAUGCCGCACAGGAACGGUCUCUCUCUGAACCUGCUGAAUCCAGUAGUCAUUCUAUUCACAAAAGUGAUGAGACACCUAAUACACCUCCUUUUUCGAUCAGGAAUAUGGACUUGGAAUAUACACAAGGAAAGUACAAGAAUGUAAUCCCAGCACUAGACUUCAACUUACUAGGGAAGAAGAAAAAGAAGAGAGAUCAAAUAGAGCAGAAGAAGGAGAUUAAACCUCCAACCCCAGAGGUUACAUAUUAUGAAGAAGAGGAAGAAGAGGUAGAGUUUGAGGAAGAGAGCGAUAAAAAUGAGGAUAAAAUGUUUAAACCAGUUAAGAAACAAACACAAAAAGAAAAAAAGAGAAGUAAUAAAAAGAUUAAAGCUCAAGGAGCUCAGUUGAAGGAACUUCCUCAAGCUGCGAAAGAGCCCUCAUUGGAGGAACUAGCGCUGGAAUCUAUAGGAGCUUCUACUGUGGAUAAGAGAUCUCCCCAAGAUGCACCAACAAAAAGUAAUAUAAAACUUAGUGGUCUCAAUAUUGCCAAUCAGAAGGAUCGUACUCGUGGAACAACUCAAUCCAUGAUGAACAAAUCUAAAGGUUCUCAAGGGAUGAUGGGUAGUACCAUGAACAGUACUGUGUACAACCCAACCUUAAACCAACCCAAAAAAAUAGUAAUCAAAGAACAAGAAGCUCAGAAAGCUCGUGAAGAGCGUGAGAGGCAAAUGGAGGCUGAACGUACCAAAAAGCCGGAAAUAUACUACAAAGCUCAUGCCGAGCUAAAAGAACAAAAGCUUCGUGAAAAGAUUAUGAAAGAAAAACUUCUUCGUGAGAAACAAAAAGAAGAGGAAGAAAAAGUAAAAGCUCACACCCUAAAGGAAAACCAAAAGAGAAAGAUUGAAAAGCUAAAACGUGAGAAACAAGAACGUCUUAAGGGAAAGCAAGACAAGCUCAGAAAGAAGGAAGAAGAGAAAUACGACCCUAAUGACCGUCUUGAGGUCGAAAGCAGCAGGAGUGAUGAACCUUACAUUGAAAAAGACCUAAAAUCUGAGUCUAGUGAAGGCGAAGAAAUUAUUAUAAUUGAAGAGGAAGAAGAGGAAUACGAAAGCGAGAGUGCUGAAAAGCCUACCACCCCUCCUAAAGAAAAACGCAAACAGAAUAAGAAAAGUCGGCUCGAGAAGCAGAAGGAAGACCUUCUGCGUCAGAAAGAGGAAAUGCAGAAAGAAAUUGCCAGAAGAAGAGAGGAGAAAGAGAGAGAACGCAAGAGAGAACGAGCAAUUAGACUAGAAGAAGAAAGAAGACUUAGACUUGCUAAAGAAGAAAAAGAGAGAAAAGCAAGGGAAAACCGUCAGAAACCAACCAAAGAGCAAGCAAAACGAAUGGUCAGAGAGAGACAGGAGGAAGAGAAACUUAGGUUAGACGAGAUGAGGAACAUGGAACUGAUCAAGAAGAAAAAGGAAAUGGAAGAGAAGAAACUUAAAACCAUCUCUAUGAAGAAGCAUGAAAGCUCUAGUAGCUCAGAAGAGUCAGAUAGUUUCCCAGAGGAUCUACCUUCAUCAGAGAAGCAAAGGCAUAUGAAUCCUGUAUCUUUUGUACAGAAAGCAGAAGAGUUGGUAAUGCAGCAGAUUAUAUCCAAUGCUAAUUUUGGGCCUGAAUCUCCUAAAAACAAGUCUUCUAAGAAAAAUAAGCCUGUUUUGAAGCAGAGAGAAGAGGCGAUGAAUUCUCACAAAAAGGACAAAAGAAGUUACAAUAAAGAGUCAAAAGCUGUCCGUAAGGAUCGUCCAUUACAACCCGAAUCAUUGUCAGAGGAAUAUGAAUUAAUUGAGGAAGAGGAAGAAUCUGAAAGUUCAGAUACGGCUAAAUAUUCCCCUCCUCCAAAGAAAAAGAAGCAUAAAGAGUUCAAGAUAUAAUUUCAACCAAAUCUU
Messenger RNA from Moneuplotes crassus, 3715 nucleotides. The record is from the annotation of a GenBank genome assembly. Lineage: Eukaryota; Ciliophora; Spirotrichea; Euplotida; Euplotidae.